AAGUUUUGUACAAUGGUAUUUGCAGUGAGUCAUGGCUACGUGUAUCUCGUUGAUGAAUGUCAGAAAGUUUUGUGAAUAAAUCGCUCAAAUAAUGUGGAGCAAGUUCAUUGACACAUUUGUACAUCGUAAUAGCCUCUCUUAGUAGUAAUUGUUCCUUUACUGGGAGCCAGUUAAGUUCGCGUAAACCCGGCGAAAUAUGGUCGAACUUUCCAAUAUUUGUUAUUAUCCUGCAUGCAAAAUUUUGUACCAACUGUAGUUUCUUAAUGUUGGUAGACGAAGUGUUUGACCAAACCGUUGAACAAUAGAACAUUUUGUUCAUUACAAGUGCCGAGACGAUGAGAGUUAAAGCUUCUUUAUCGAAACAUUUUUUGACUCGGUUUAUUUGGCACAGGGAAUUCAUACAUGAGGAAACCAGGUUGGUGAUGUGCUGGUCAUAUGUCAAAUAAGAGUCGAUUGUCAUUCCUAGAUCUUUGGCAAAGGAGACGGGGGUAAUAGUCUCGUUGAGGAAGUUUAUGGUCAUAUCUACGGGAAGUUGUUGUAGGUUUUGCCGUGUGCCAAUCAGCAUGUAUUUGGUCUUUCCCGGGUUAAUAAGCAAUUCAUUUUCGGAACAACUGUUUGCAAUCAAAUACAAGUCUUCCUCAAGUUGUUGCUUUAAACAGUCCACGUUAGCCACAGUGAAAGAUAGUAAUAUCUUGGAGUCGUCCACGUACGAUUCAAGUUUACUAUGGUGGACUGAUGAGGGCAAAUCGUUAGUAUAAAUACUAAAAAGUAAAGGUGAUAAAAUUGCACCCUGUGGUACACCAUAAAAAACAGGGAGAGGAGUAGACACAGUAGAUCCAAUUCUGACUGAUUGAGUUCUUCCGGUCAAGUAACUCUCAAACCAUUUUACAACGCUUGGAGAAGCCCCGACGUUGCUAAGUUUUGUAAGGAGAAAAGUAUGAUUUACACUGUCGAAAGCUUUAGAUAGAUUUAUUAGAAUCAGUGCAGUAACCAAUUUCCCAUCCAUGCCUUUAGGAUAGUAUCUCCGGUCAAAAGAUUCAAUGUUUCGCAUGAGUGAUGUUUCUUGUUCCCGCUCUGGUGGGUUGACAAUUUUUUGUUCUUCAUUAGAUACGAACCAAAUUGAUUCAAGGCGACUUUUUCACAAAUUUUCGAAAGAAAGGUAAGGAGAGAAAGUGGGCGGUUAUUUGAUGCUUCCUCGUGGUUUCCAUCCUUUAACAAAGGGAUAACUUCUGCCUCUUUCCAUGCUAUAGGGAACGAAGAUGACAACAGUGAACAGUUAAUGAUAUCGGUGAGGGGCCCAAGAAUUACCGGUAGGCUGUGUUUGAUGACACGCAUACUCACUUUGUCUUUGCCGGGUGAUUUGUUUGACGGCAUAGCUAAUAUGAUGUUCCUUAUUUCUGAACAAGAGACUGGGGUGAAACUAAAUCUAUCAUUUUCUUCAGGGUAGCUGUUAUCUGUGCGAUUUACGUCAGAAAGAUUCCGAGCUGGAUAAACACUAGGAUCUUGUAUUAGUGUUGAGGCUUUCUUUGCUGCAUUCACACCAAUGGUGGAAAAGAAAUGAUUAAACUCUUCGGCCACUAAUUUCGGUUCCUUACUGUAGACCACCGACUCUCUUUCCCUAUACGCUAUAUUUUCUUUAAUUACCUUCCAAAGUGACCCAGUAUUGUUUCUGUGUUGCUGAACUUCCUUCAGUACAUAUUCUUUCUGUGCAUUAACAAGUGCGGUUUUUGUAAAAUUGUGGGCCUCUCUGAAAUUAAGCCAAUCAUAAUGAUCACGUGUUUUCCUGAAAAGACUGUGGAGCUGGUCUCUUUUGAUCAUGGAUGCUUUUAUUUCCGGGGUGAUAAAUGGGCAAGAUUUUCCGCGUACUUUUAUGGUCUUUACUGGGGCGUGUUUAUCCAAUGUAUUUAAAAAUAUUUCAUUAAAAAUGGUUAGUUUUUCAUCACCAUUGUCCAUUCUGAAAAUGGAAACAAGACGAUCACGGUUGGAUGCCAGAUCGAUCGCGAACAAAUCAGGGUCGUAUUUAUUGUAGCUGCGGGUAGUGACAUAGUUUGGUGGAGAUUUGUCGGUUUUAAGUUUUAGUGAUACAUACACAGGGAAAUGAUCGCUGAUACAGGUUUCUAUGACGCCGCUGUUGACUACUAGUCUUGGCGAGGAUACGAAAAUAACGUCGACGAGGGUCUGACUGGAUUCAGUAAUUCUUGUUGGUGAUUUUAUUAACUGGUUAAGGUUGAGUUCUUUUGUCGUCUUGAUCAAAGACGCUGAUCCAGGUGUGGGCUUAAGCAUAUCGCAGUUUAGGUCUCCAAGAAGAAUGAUCAACUUUCCCAUCGUCAGAGCAUGAACAUAAUUAGGUUUAAAAUAUUUUUCGAAGCAGUCAAGCGGGCUGUCUGGGGGUCGAUAAGAGACACAGACCAACAGUGAUUUAGAUUUUUUGUGCUGUAAUUUGAUCCAUAAUUGAUGGAAAUUCGUCUCGGAGAUAUAACUGAGGUCUUUAAGUACAAGAGAUUUAAUAUCUUUUCGUAUGUAAGCACAUACCCCGCCCCCUUUCUUGUGCAGUCGGUCUAAACGAUGUAGCUUAUAACCUUCGAUUUCUAUUUCCUUGUUUGUGACGGAGGUAUUUAACCAUGUCUCUGAUACUGUAAGGACGUCAAUUUUGUUAAAUUUGGUAAACUUACGUAAUUCUAAAAAAUGGGCGUUAUUUUUCAGAGAGCGGAUGUUUAGGUGGACCAGUUUGAGACCUGGAAGGGUACUGAGGCUGUUAUCUGACUUUUUUGUUAAAUGGGCUGAGGCCGUAUCAUUAGUGGUUUUCGACGUGAGUGACCACGAGAGUGCGGAAGCGUUUGGAGAGGCAGGGUUGGACAAAGGAACACGAACAAGAUUUCUAUUUUGCAAGUUAUUGUUAACACUAGAAGAAUUAUUAAUGUUAGUUGAUAUGAUAGUCUAUAACGGUUUAAACUGAUCACAACACCUAGACAUAUUAUAGUUAUAAGCAAUAAUUGCAGAAAUUGUUAUUUAUUUUGUUAGAAAUGGAUCAUAUAGAAAUUGGAAGAGAAGGGACUGGGGAUGAGUGUGUUGCUAUAACAACCAUAUAAACAAACCAAAUUGUUCACUUCGUUGCGCCCACUUUGUGUGCAAAGUUUCACUGAAUUUUAUUAAAUACUCAGCAAGAUAUCAGAUUUUCUUGUUAUUGCCACUAUUUCGAGUCCAACUAAUGACGUCACAACUCAAAAUAUAGAAAGUGCGAUAACUUGGGAAUGAGAUGAGAUACGAAUAAACUGUAAAGGUCAUUCUUCAUCAUUUGAGCAGUAUCCUUUAACAAAACAAUAAAAAAUGAGGCAAACAUUUCGUUUCAUAGGCACUUUAAGUUUUAACUUCUUUAUGAGCGAUUCUCUUCUAGCAGCAGGAAAGCCUUUCCGGGAGUAAUUUUCGAAAUCUAUUUGUUGAAUAAAGUGGUGUUGGUGCAUAUUUUUGGAGGCGGACCUGUAUAUGGCUUGUACAAAACAACCUGAUGUUGUCAUCUCCCCAAAAUUUAGUUCAGGCUACCCUAUCUAGGCAAGACAGCUACAACAGAACCCCUCGUGAAAUUUAUAAUUACAUUGAUAAAACAAAAGGGACCAAUUGGCAACUUGCACUAAGAGGUCACCUGAACAUAAUCCUCUUGAAAUAGUAGGUAUGGAAUUACAAAUGUACAAUGAACAUACAGAGUGAUUUCUUACACGUUUAGGGCCGGGCGUUUACAUUGUACAGGAGGGGACGCUUUCUAGAGGGCCGUUUAGUGGAGGUUAUGUUUUAUUUUACAUAGUGCUAAAUCUUGUUUUAACUUUAUUUUGUCUAGAAGAGAAAGAAUAUAGGCGUGCAUAUUCGCAAGCUCUCCAAGAAGGUAAAGCAAAAAAUAAUCGAAUUCCGAUUAUGCUGGUCGGGCAAGACCGAGGCGGAAAGACGUCGCUGAUGAGACGUCUUUUGGGAUUACCAUUCAACAAAUAUCAACCCAGUACCACUGGCAUUGACGUUAAUGUUAUCGAGCUAUCAGAACAAAAUGCGGAAGAUCCCUGGAUCAAAAAAGAAGUGAAGAAGUUUAUGACCAGUGAAAGUGAGGCAAGGGCUGCGUUAUACAAAAAAACUGUCGAGUACCUUGAUAGAGGAGAUCCGAUGAUUUUAGAAGACAGUGAUAAUGACUUUGACAUUGAUAGUGACAUUGAUAGUGACGUUGACAUUGAUAGUAUCCUUGACAUUCAUAGUGGAGUUCAGGGGUAUUUUGAAGGGGAUGCGCCAGAACCAGUGAAGCCAGCGAAGAGAAGAAAAUUAUUAAGUGAAGAAAUUUCAGAAAUCAAAUCGCAGGCUAAAAAUAUUUUGACCACUGAACACGACCAGAAAGAAGUUCUUCGGGUAUUUGUAAGUGACUUUGCUGGACAGUCAAUCUAUUACGAUACCCAUGGCCGCUUUGUGAAACCGCAUUGUCCUUACGUUUUGGUUCACGACCUUUCUCUGGAGUUUGAUAAACCCGCCGUUCCCAGGUUUAAAACAAGUGAGGAAGAGGAAGAGAUAGAAAUGAAGAAUCCUCAUCUUAAUACCAAUUUAGAUAAUUUUUCAUCAUGGCUGAAGUUUUUGCAAGGUUUAGGAGAAUGUCAAGAUCAACAGUUUCCUGAUAAAUCUGGUCACUGUACCACUGCAAAAGGUGAGAACUUUAAACUGCCACCAAUUUUAAUAGCCUUAACUCACAAUGAUAAGGUGAAAGGCAACGACAGCAAAUUAGAUUGCGUACAAAAGAGAAUCAACAAGGUCUUGUAUGAAGGAAAAUAUGAGAUUGUCGUCCCAGAGUUUUUCCGGAUCGACAAUACAUUGGAAAGCGACGAUGGAGAUGACAUGCGAAAACUUCGUAGAAAGCUUUUUGACCUCUCGAAUGCAGUCCUUGACCAGGAGAUUUUAAUGCCUGUGAAGUGGCUAGAUUUUGAAGCUGCUCUAAGCCAGAAGCUAUCACCAGAUUGCAAGUAUAUCCCAGUUGACGAAGCUAAGCGGGAAGCGGAGGCCUGUGACGUUCAGGAGUUUGAUCAAGCUAUCAAAUUUCUACACCGUCAAGGUGUGGUCGUACACCACAGUGGAUCCAGCAAGGUUGUAUUGGAUCCUCACUGGCUAAUGAAUCGCUUUACGAAAGUGAUCUCCAUGCCUGUCAAAUUGGAUGCAUUGUCCAGGCACGCUCUUGAUGUGUUCAAGCAGAAGGGCAUUUUGUUUCGAGAAUACCUUCAGAAGCUGGAAGACGCAGAACUUUUAGAAGAGCUUAUGCAAAUGUUUAAUUUGAUAUGUCCUUGCCUUCACGAUGGAAAGGCAGCUUUUUAUGUCCCUUCAGUUGCCCCAGCUAUGAAACCAGGAAAAGAGUUGGAAGCUAGCAAUGUUCCAUCGCUGUUUGUGACAUUUUCUCGCGAACUUGUACCGAUGGGCCUGUUUACGAAGCUUCAAGUGAGGUUAAUUUCUGAGUGGGAAAGCGCUUCCCCAAUCAACAAGCCACGCCCUCCUUUUAUUGAAACUACUCCUUGCUUCCGCUUAUUAUAGACGGCGACGUGUAUGAUGUUUAUUUAAUCGACUCCCACGAGGUUAUUAAGGUUGUCGUUUUUCCAAAACAGGAUGGCAACCAUUUCAAGUUUGCCAGUCAUCUCUUUGCCACUCUGAAAAAGUGUUUGGACGACCUUAAAUCUUCAGACCAACUAUUAUUCAGCAUGACGAGCUAG
Messenger RNA from Paramuricea clavata, 5720 nucleotides. NCBI's taxonomy places the organism in Eukaryota, Metazoa, Cnidaria, Anthozoa, Malacalcyonacea, Plexauridae. The record is from the annotation of a GenBank genome assembly.